AUGCAAUCGCACAACCGCUCGCUUCGCAACGCAUUCUGUCUCAUCUCAUCUCGACGUCAUUCUUUGCAUUCCACGUUUUCUUUGAACGCCAUGAAGGGUGCACUUCACUCGUACGUCUUUUACGGGUUCAAGCGAAUCAUGCAGCAGGCACCUUACUUUGUCCUGCCUUUCGGUGUCGGUUACGGACUUAUCGCUUGGGCAAAGAGCAAGAACGCCUACUACAACUCCAAGGCUGGUCACCUCGCACAUGGUCACGACGAGUAG
This is a messenger RNA of Pseudozyma hubeiensis SY62, 264 nucleotides long. RefSeq lists its product as hypothetical. Bases 1 to 264 code for a protein of 87 amino acids. The transcript is spliced from 3 exons. The record is from RefSeq and is a predicted model, not a curated record. NCBI's taxonomy places the organism in Eukaryota, Fungi, Basidiomycota, Ustilaginomycetes, Ustilaginales, Ustilaginaceae. Gene Ontology annotation, biological process: mitochondrial electron transport, ubiquinol to cytochrome c.